Hirsutella rhossiliensis is the source of this 300-nucleotide messenger RNA. RefSeq lists its product as uncharacterized. Lineage: Eukaryota; Fungi; Ascomycota; Sordariomycetes; Hypocreales; Ophiocordycipitaceae. Bases 1 to 300 code for a protein of 99 amino acids. The transcript is spliced from 3 exons. The record is from RefSeq and is a predicted model, not a curated record.
AUGCGCGACGAGAAGCAGUAUUCGCAGCUGUACUCGAUGACGGCCGUCGUCGGGCACGAGGACGCCGUCGACAAGAUGGACCUGGCCGAGUUCUGCCACUUGUAUGCCUUUGACGUCAUGGGCCAGAUAACGUUGGACGCGGCACUUGGCAUGAUGGAGAGCAACAUGGACAAGACGCGCAUCCUAAUGAUAGUCAGCCAGUUCACAACCUACGCCGUUCAGAUGGGCUUGGUGCCAGAGCUGCACGCCCCGUCUUUUCCCUUGUCACUGUCUUGGGAUCGUCGACAGCCCGCGUCCUGA